Molecule: messenger RNA, 2283 nt
Organism: Ictidomys tridecemlineatus (thirteen-lined ground squirrel)
Lineage: Eukaryota; Metazoa; Chordata; Mammalia; Rodentia; Sciuridae
Gene: Eif2ak1
Product: eukaryotic translation initiation factor 2 alpha kinase 1
Biological process (GO): regulation of translational initiation by eIF2 alpha phosphorylation
Cellular component (GO): nucleus; cytoplasm
Molecular function (GO): ATP binding; eukaryotic translation initiation factor 2alpha kinase activity
Source: RefSeq, a predicted model, not a curated record
CCGCCCAGCGAGGCGCUACUUCCGGGUCGGCGUUGAUCGCUGCUCGUGGCGAGCUUAAGUGGCUUUGGGCAAGCCUGCGGGCGGGGCUGAGGCCCGCGCGCGGCUGGAGAUGCUGGGGGGCGGCUCUGGUGCUCGGGAGGACAAAGCCGAGGGCGCCCGGGCGGGAGCUAUAGCCUCGCCGCCCGCUAUCGACUUUCCGGCCGAGGGCUCGGAUCCCAAGUAUGAUGAAUCUGAUGUGCCAGCAGAACUCCAGGUGUUAAAAGAACCCCUACAACAGCCAACUUUCCCUUUUGCAGUUGCAAACCAGCUACUGCUUGUUUCUUUGCUGGAACACUUGAGUCAUGUGCAUGAACCAAACGUACCUCGAUCAAAACAGGUGUUUAAAUUACUUUGUGAGACCUUUAUCAAAAUGGGGCUGCUGUCUUCUUUCACCUGCAGUGAUGAGUUUAGCUCAUUGAGACUACAUCACAACAGAGCUAUUACUCAUUUAAUGAGGUCUGCCAAAGAGAGAGUUCGCCAGGAUCCUUGUGAGGAUAAUUCUUAUAUGCAGAAGAUCAGAUCCAGGGAAAUAGCCUUUGAAGCACAAACUUCACGUUACUUGAAUGAAUUUGAAGAAAUUGCCAUCUUAGGAAAAGGUGGAUAUGGAAGAGUAUACAAGGUCAGGAAUAAAUUAGAUGGCCAGCAUUAUGCAAUUAAGAAAAUUCUGAUUAAGGGUGCAACUAAGACUGACUGCAUGAAGGUACUACGGGAAGUAAAGGUGCUGGCAGGUCUUCAACACCCUAAUAUUGUAGGCUAUCAUACUGCAUGGAUAGAACAUGUUCAUGUGGUCCAGCCCCAAGGCAGAGUUCCUAUUCAGUUGCCCUCUCUUGAAGUGCUCUCUGAUGUGGACAGGGAUCAAUAUGGUGUUAAAGACAAUGAAAGUAGCAGCUCGUCAAUCAUCUUUGCUGAGUUUACCUCAGAAAAAGAAAAACCCUUUGGAGAAUGUGACAUCGAAAAUCAGAAUAACAAAUUGGUGAACUACACCACAGAUUUAGUUAUAAGGGACAGCAAUGAACUUGAGUCAUCCAUUAAUCUCCAGGAAAAUGGCUUGGCUGAUUUGUCUGACAGAUCGAUUGUCAAACAUCAGCUGCCAGUCAGGCAUAAUUCAGACUUGGAAGGGAAUUUCACAUCCACUGAAGAGUCUUCUGAAGAAAACUUUAACUUGUUGGGACAGACAGAGGUGCAGUACCACCUGAUGUUGCAUAUCCAAAUGCAGCUGUGUGAGCUCUCCCUGUUUGACUGGAUAGCCGAGAGGAACAAGCGGAACCAAGAGUGUGUGGAUGAAGCUGCCUGUCCUUAUGUUAUGGCCAGUGUUGCAACAAAAAUUUUUCAAGAAUUGGUGGAAGGUGUAUUUUACAUACAUGACAUGGGAAUUGUACACAGAGAUCUGAAGCCUAGAAAUAUUUUUCUUCAUGGUCCUGAUCAGCAAGUUAAAAUAGGAGACUUUGGCCUGGCCUGCACAGACAUCAUACAGAAGAAUUCAGAUUGGACCAAUAGAAAUGGGAAGGGUACACCAACACAUACUUCCAGAGUGGGUACUUGUCUGUACGCCUCACCUGAGCAAUUGGAAGGAUCUGAGUACGAUGCCAAGUCAGAUAUGUACAGCUUGGGUGUGAUCCUGCUUGAACUCUUUCAGCCCUUUGGGACAGAAAUGGAGCGAGCAGCAGUUUUAACAGGAGUAAGAACUGGUCACAUACCUGAAUCCCUUAGUAAAAGGUGUCCAGUACAAACCAAGUAUAUCCAGCACUUAACUCGGAGGAAUGCAUCUCAGAGACCAUCUGCUCUUCAGCUGCUGCAGAGUGAACUUUUCCAAACUUCUGGAAAUGUUAAUCUCACCCUACAGAUGAAGAUAAUAGAGCAAGAAAAAGAAAUUGAAGAACUAAAGAAACAGCUAAGCCUUCUUUCUCAAGACAGAGGUCUUAAGGAUGGCCUGCAAACCUGAGGCUACCCAAGCACCCAGGUCCCCUCCUGCCAGGCUCUGUCUCUCUUUCAAAGCGUAGCAGGCACAGGCCAGGCUCUAAGAGCCGGGUGGCUGAGUGGAAGGGAGAAAGAAAAGAUGGCAUGUAAAAUGGGAGCUUACCUGUCUAGCCUUAAUUUAGGCUACAUCAGUAAUAUGAAAGUGGACUUACUUCUUAGAAUAAGUAACUGGAAUGUAAACUUUCAAUCUUCAGUAGGAUAUAGAUUGUAUAAUUCUUAAUUGUAUUUAGGAAACCUGUAGAAGACUUAUUAAAGAUGUAAAAGUAC